CUUCACUCGACUGAGACAAUGGCGAUGAAUCGUCUCAAGCAAGGGCUCAACAAGCUCAAAGAGAACAUUGAAGAGCGCAAAACAAGUGCUGGGCCCGGUCAACGGUUCAAGGACAAGUCCAGCGAUUUGAGCGACGAGCUGCAGGACAUUGAAGCGAAUCUCAACGCGACCAAGACCACCUACGAGCUUGUUCUGAAGCGCGCUGAAGACACGCUGCAUGGGACCAAGCUGGAGCGCGAAAAGCGCCUCAAGAAAAUGGCGCCCGUCAAGAUGGCCCAGUCGAUGCGAGAGGCUGCUGCGGCGCUUGGCGAGGAGUCGUUGAUGGGCGGCAUGCUCAUGGAAUGUGCCGCGACUCAUGACGGGAUUGGUGCAGUGCUGGCAGAUUUUGAGGAAUCUGUUGAAGAGAAGACAAUCGCGCCAAUGACUAGCAUGCUCAAGCUGGAAAUCCGCUUGGCCAUUGAAUCCCGAAAAAACUUGACACGCUCACGGAACGACGUCGACUCGGCGCGCGCCAAGCUGCUGAAGGCGUCCGAAGACAAAGUCGUCCUUGCAGACGAGGAGUUGGGUGCUGCCAAGGAAGAGUACGACAUUCUUCUUGGUGUGUGCGAAGAUCGGUUGAAUGAAUUUGGCAGCCGCGACGCCGAGCACAUUGCUCCGCUGAUUGACUACAUGGAGGCGCUCGAUCUCUACCACCGUCUUGCCAGCGAGCUGCUCGCCUCCACCGUGGCCAAAUUGCGCGUCCGCAAGGCCAAUGCCUCCAGCCCCACCGUCUUUGGCCGCCCGCUUGUCGAGCACUUGGCUGCUGUCGACCGCAACAUCCCGCACGUCGUGGACGCCUGCGUGAAGGAGAUUCGUCGCCGCGGAAUGACCUCGGAGGGUAUUUUCCGUCUCUCUGGCAACUCGGUCACCGUCAAGCGGUUGCGAGCAGCGUUCAACGCCGAGCAGGCGGUUGUCAACUUUGAGUCAGAUUCAGACUGGGAGGAUGUGGAGAUUAACGCUGUUGCCGGCGUCCUCAAACUCUACUUCCGCGAGCUGCCCGAGCCGCUGUUGACCUUUGAGCUGUACCGAGACUGGAUUAAUGCCGGCUCGUUGCGGGACCACAACGACCGUUUGAAUGCUGUUCGCGAUGUUGUUGCACGGCUUCCGCAGCAAAACGCUACCAUCCUGUUCUUCCUGAUGAGCUUUUUGCAUGAGCUCGCAGAAAACCACGAUUCGACCAAAAUGCACCCCAGCAACCUUUCGAUCGUGUUUGGCCCGACGCUGCUGUGGUCGCCCACUCCUGACGAUGUCACCUCCAUCAUGGAGACGGGACCACAGUCGGCCUGUGUGGAGGCCAUGAUUGCGUACUCGGACUGGAUUUUCGAGGACAUUGCCGCAAAAACCGCGGCGUCGGUCAAACACGCGGCGAACUCGCCCGUUCCUGCCAAAAAGCAGCAGCCUUCGGCACCCGCUGGUGGUUCCGACGAGGCUCACAAACACACAGCGACAGCAACUGCAUCAGCAACUGCAUCAGCGCCUGCCGCCGCCAAGGUGCCUCCAGCAAGGCCAGCAACAGCGGCGCGCAAACCUGUCGCAGCGGCCCCGGCUGUGGAUUUGCUGACUGGCGACAUUGCCACCGAGAGUGCCCCGCAAGCGAGUGCCACAGACUCGCCGCCCGCCGAGGACACCGCCCAGCCCAAGGCUCUGGCAGGCGCUGCCGCCACACCGUUUGCCGGCGCCGUCAAACUGCCCAUUCCCGGCGCUGCGACUGGCGGUGCUGGAGCGCUCAAGCGACCUCCCGUGCGACCACCUGCGCCCGUUGGCAGCAGCAACUCGACUCCAGUGACUCCUCUACACGACCACGGCACAGAUGCUCCGCUUCUGGUUAAUUUAAGCGACUCGGUAGCAGCUCCAGCUCCAGCAGCAGCAGCAGCAGCCGCCGCCGCACCUGGCGCAGUGGUGCCACCACGGCCAAAACCACAGCCACGACCCAAAUCCACGUACUCUGUCACGAGCGAGGACUCGUCGUCCGGCAAUACCUCGCCCACUGUUCAGACACCAGCCCCUGCAGCAGCAGCAGCAACAGCAGCAGCAGUAACACCGACAGCAGCUCCAGCUUCUGCAGCCAAGCCCGUGCCGCCUCGCCCACAGCGCCCAAGCGUACCUGCUGUAAACGAGGUAUCGGCUGCGCCAGCGACGCCGUCAUCGCCCGGAGUGAUGCCAGACGGCACACCUAUUCCAGCUGUUCCGCCACGACGCCCCGGUGUCAAGCGCACAGAUUCCGACAUGGGCAAAGGCCCUGUGUAAACGGGAACUGGUUGUAUUUCUUUUGAAGGGAUUAGGGUUACCAACGACAACGAGACAGGGUUUCAGCGUUAUCCUGUCUUGUUUACUUGCUCCAUCCACGAGUGCUUGUACUGUUGUCAGUCGUGAAAUCAUCAAUGAAUGGUUUGUGUAGUUUUGAAAACGGAUCAUAAAAGAGUUUUUUUG
Molecule: messenger RNA, 2469 nt
Organism: Capsaspora owczarzaki ATCC 30864
Lineage: Eukaryota; Filasterea; Ministeriida; Capsasporidae
Exons: 4
Coding region: 19-2286 (755 amino acids)
Biological process (GO): signal transduction; positive regulation of GTPase activity; regulation of Rac protein signal transduction
Cellular component (GO): intracellular anatomical structure; cytoplasm
Molecular function (GO): protein binding; GTPase activator activity
Source: RefSeq, a predicted model, not a curated record